AUGUCGCAGAAUUGCAAGUCCACGUACGCGGCGGCGACCACGCGGGACGCGAAUAACAACACCCUGUACCACAGCGGGGCGGGCGCGGGCUACGGGGGCAGAGGGUACACCCCACCGAACAAGAACGGCGGCGGCAAUUACCAGCAAGUGACGGCGAAAGUGCUAUUCGGCAGCGUGACAGCGAUCAAUGACCUCAAGCGACAAGAGAAGGCCGAGCGGGAUGUGCGACGGACGCAC
Molecule: messenger RNA, 237 nt
Organism: Iphiclides podalirius (scarce swallowtail)
Lineage: Eukaryota; Metazoa; Arthropoda; Insecta; Lepidoptera; Papilionidae
Source: the annotation of a GenBank genome assembly